AUGAUCGACUUAUUCGCGAGGCAACGGCAGUGUUUGGUCAUAAUGGGACAUCAUUUUGUGCGCGAUAAAUCACGAUUGCUACAGCAAUGGCGCAACAUUAAAUACGUCGGUGUUCUAUUGCUGGUCAUGUCGGCCCAAGGUCCCAUGAUAAAUUACACCAUUUAUCAUAUUGACGAUUUGCAAUUGGCCACAGCCAGCUUGAGCAUUAGUUUCACCAAUGUUCUGACCGUUAUAAAAAUUACUACGUUCCUCCUCUAUAAAUGGCGUUUUGUGGCACUGACGAGAAAGCUGGAGACAAUGUAUCAGGAAUUGCAGGAGGACAAGGCCAAGGAAGAAUUGGAGGCGUCCAAUCGUUAUGCCACUACUUUGGUUAAAAUUUAUUAUAUGUCAGUCAGCAGCACUGGAAUGUACUUUAUGGUUGCGCCCAUAUUAAAGAUGUUGUGGUCGAAAUUACGAGGCACUCAGUUGGAUAUAGAGUUGCCAAUGCCAAUGAGAUUUCCCUUUGAUUUUGAAUCUUCACCCGGCUAUGAAGUUUGUUACAUAUACACUGGUCUGGUCACCUUAGCGGUUGUCAUGUAUGCUGUAGCCAUUGAUGGCCUUUUCCUCUCAUUCACCAUAAAUUUGGUAGCUCAUCUGAAAAUAUUGCAACAUUACAUAAAAACAAAUACAUUUAAGAAGUCUGACCAGGAAUUGCAAAGUGAUGUUUCAUUUUAUGUUCGUUAUCACAAUAUCAUACUGGAUCUGUACAAGGAAAUACGUGAUGUUUAUGCUCCUAUUGUCUUUGGGCAGUUUUUAAUGACAUCACUACAAGUUUGUGUUAUCGUUUAUCAAAUGGUUACGCACAUCAACACAUAUCUGGUAUUUGUCAUCAAUAGUACUUUUCUGUGUUCAAUUCUCUUACAACUCUUCAUUUAUUGCUAUGGUGGAGAAAUUUUAAAGGUUGAGAGUCUAAUGGUGGGCAUCUCUGUGCAACUAUCCAAUUGGUAUAAUUUGAAGCCAACCCAUCGCCGCAUGCUGUGUUUGUUGAUGCAGCGUUCCCAGCGCGAAGCUAUUAUUAAAGCUGGAUUUUACGAAGCAUCUUUGGCCAACUUUAUGGCGAUUUUGAGGGCUGCCCUAUCAUACAUCACACUCAUACAAUCCAUUGAAUAGGCUUAAUAAGAAUAUACUUGGCGCUGUUAAUUGUUGAUGUGCUGCUAACGGAGGAGGAAACGAAAACGCAAACGUGUAUAUGUACACUCAAAUACGAGGCCAUUCUACUAACAUAAAAAUAAGCUUAAAAGCUUUUAAACUUGUAGUUGAAAUAAUAUAA
Stomoxys calcitrans (stable fly) is the source of this 1309-nucleotide messenger RNA. It is a transcript of the gene Or82a, whose product is annotated as odorant receptor 82a. The record is from RefSeq and is a predicted model, not a curated record. Gene Ontology annotation, biological process: detection of chemical stimulus involved in sensory perception of smell; sensory perception of smell. Gene Ontology annotation, molecular function: odorant binding; olfactory receptor activity. NCBI's taxonomy places the organism in Eukaryota, Metazoa, Arthropoda, Insecta, Diptera, Muscidae. Gene Ontology annotation, cellular component: plasma membrane. The transcript has 6 exons. The coding region runs from base 1 to 1149 and encodes 382 amino acids.